AUGGCUUGUUGCCUAUGUUUGCGGGGAUUAGGAUGGUUGGCCUCCCGCAUAAGUAUGGUAGCUAAAGGGGUAACCGAAGAGUUGGGGGAGCAACUCAAUAAUGAUGAUCGCGAUGUUGCAGACCUCUGGAAAGAUGCUAUCAAGAGCUAUCAGAGCAUUGUUGGUUUCGACCUUCAACGCAAGUUUGACAACGUGCAGUCUAUGCUUGAUUUUGGAACUGACCAAAUGAACAACUUCCACAAGUUCAGACAUGACAAGAGCAAAGUCGAUCGCUUGAGGACUUUAUUCUCUGCCAACUUGGACUUGGUGGAGAAGGGUGCCAACCAGAUUAUUGCUGCUGCAUCACCAGCUUUCCCACCAGCGGCUGCCAUAGGAACGGCCUUGACCUACAUGCUUCAGGCUUGUCGCUCUGUCUCGGCCGACUACGAUAUAGUCAUUGUCUUUUUUGAGGAUAUGAACAGCUUCCUCAGUAGAAUUACUAUUCUAGAGACAAGACUGCCUCAACAUAAGGCUUAUCAGAAUUGCUUGAUGGAUGUUUUUACUUCACUGCUUACCAUGUGCGGUUUCGCACACAAGUACAUCGAGCUUGGACGUUUCAAGAAAUGGAUCUCCAAUUUAUUCAAAGGCGACGAUGGAGAACUAAGUGGUGCGCGCGCCAAGAUGGACAAAAACAUAAAACAUCUCCAGCAAGCUACUGAGUUUGCCAUCCUUGGUAAUACCGAAGAGACUCGUGCAAUGACGUCUCAGCUGGACGCGAACCAAAGAAACCAUGCUGAGAUGCUCCAGCGAGUCGGUCAUACCAUCGACACCAUUCACGAGAACACGGAGAACAUCAGGGGUGAUAUUGCAAAACUCUUGAAGCUCUUUGGUGGGCAGAAGCAGCAAGAAAAGUCCCAAGAGAAGCCUCAGACCAACAAACCGCCCUCUGGUAACAAGGUCCGGAACUUCAUGCUGAUAGUGUAUAACGAUGACCAAGAAUACAAAAGCUUGAAAGAGACACUCCUUCCAGAUUCAUGCAGUUGGAUCUUCGCACAGCCUGAGUGGGAAGAUUGGCUGAAGUUGCCCGAGGCCAAACGCCCAAUCCUUGCACUUGCAUCGGGACCUGGUACUGGCAAAAGUCACAUGGCCGCUGCAGUGUAUGACAAGCUUGCUCAGAGGGCUAAGCAGGAUGAAACUGGACAUACUUGUGUUGGACACUUCUAUUUUCGCGAACAGGAGGACACUUACAGGUUCUUCCUCUGCGGUAUCAUCACUGUGAUCAUCCAGAUUGCGGAAUCCAAUAACAUUGUUUGCGAGAAGCUGAGCGCUCAGAUAUCGAGAGACGACCUAUCUAUCGAUAACAAGAAGUGGCAAGAUUUGGUUAAGCAUCUUCUAGUUGCUGUCUUUGGACCCGAGUCCAAUUUCAAUCUCUCUAUCGUCCUUGAUGGUUUGGAUGAGCUGUUUGAUUGGGACAGUUUCAAGGAAUUCUUAUCCGACUUUAUCAACGACAAAGGCCUCAAAAUCUCGCUCGUAGUGACCUCGCGACCUGAUCGACUGAAGGACAUUCCUCAAGGUACAAAUUUGGUCGAGGUACAAGCGACUAAGGAAAAGCAAAGUCAGGAUUUCAAGGCCUUGAUCUGGAGCCACCUCAACUCGCUCAACAACCUCAGAAGGUUCAGUCGUUAUAUCAAACAGAGGGUUGCUGAUAAUAUUGAAGAAGAUUCCCCCAACAUGCUAUAUGCCCAACACCUCCUUGUUCGCUUCGAUGAAUUAGGCCGUGAGGGUGCAGUUCUUCGAGCACUCAAAGACAAGAAACCAGAAGAUCUUACCGGCAUCUACGACAUUCUUCUUGCUGAAUGUCAGCGUCGCCUACCAGAUAAGCACCAACGAGUUGCCGCCUCAUUGCUUCAUUGGGUCGCUUUCUCUAAGAGACGCUUAUCGCUUAGCGAAGUUCAAUUGCUUGUCAAGCACAUUGCACAAGACGAUGAAUUUACUAUCGAAGAAAUGCCUGAGCUAUUCUCCAAAUUCCUGAGAGUCGGCGGUGGCGGCUAUGAUCCUGAAGUAGACGCCAAAAUCGCGGCCAGCAAGGUUACUGCAGUCCAAGAUGUUAAGCAGGAGGAGGACAACAAUCAUGACCGUAUUUACGAUGAUGGUCCACUUCCAAUUACUUUCAAGGAACGUUCCAUAAGACUAUAUUUCACUAACAGCUCUAAAAACGCAGGCAAGUUUAGAUGGGGACCUUCAGAGGCACAUCGAACCAUGGCCAUGGCAUGCGCUGAGUUUCUACGUACUAUCGAAGAUGAUCAGAACAAGCUGAAGGCUCGUGCCACGUCUUUUCAAGAUCACUUCAACAAUAUAGAGAUAGACCAGCACACACAUAAAGAGCAAAUCGAGGCUCUUGAAGUUUGUGCGGAGGUUUUAUCUAACAAGACGGGGAUAGCCAAGAUGCUCAGCAAGGCCAAUGCCAUUUACAAUAAUCGUGCAUUGGUUUGCGCAACCCACGACAAGCUGGCGAAGUGGUACAAGCUCCUGGAAAAGCCAGAAAUCAGACAGAAUCUCAGCAACUUUUCAGUUGAAUGGUGGGAACGCGUUGGGGCUGAUCCCUCAUCUUGCCGCUUCGGUGUAGCCAAGGGCUUUUUACGUGAAUUGUAUGAAGCGCCGGACACAUCAACCUCUAUUGAGUCGUGGAAACGCCUGCGAGAUCUUCUCCAUAUGAGUGGCUUAGAAAACCUGCUUAUGGACCAAGCCGUAAUCAACUUUCCUGAUGAAUGUAAAGACAAGGACACCUAUGAUGAGAAUAUCGCUAGUCUGGGAGUUCUGAAUCUCUUUGGUGACGAGAUCAAGCCCGAUGCAGCAGCACAUCGUGCUGUCUCAGAAGUUCUUCACUCGUGCGACCUCAUGGGACCUGCUGAGACAAUCUGCAAACGCGCUUUGGAGCUUUGUAAUCCUGGCCACCAGGAGUGGUAUAAGAUCUCCAACGGUUUAGUCGGUAUCCUGUUGCAGCGGAAGAAGAAGAAGGAAGCGCACGAGGUAGCAAUCGCUGCAGUUAACCAACUACCGACCAACGAAAUGCCUCCUUCGCUCCAACGAACCGUCCAUACUGCAUGUGCCAGAGCGCAAUGGGAACUGGGCAACUCAGAACCUGCGCUAGAAUCCUACUCCAAGGCUAAAGCCAGCGACCCAGAUGGAAUUACCCCUGGUGAGGAUCUUUCUGCCGAGCUCACAGUGGUCGAGAGAAGAGAGGACAAGACAGACUACAUUCAGAAGCUCAAGAAUUGGAGUCUCCUUGAGAGAAUUACCUGGCUCGCGUCAGAGUUCAUCUAUGUUGCAGAGGAGAAACUGGAUAUGUUCUGCGAUAUCGCUUGUGAGAGAGGGGAACAGGACUUUAUUGUAAGUUUCUACGAAGAAGCAAUUGAGUUCCUAGACAAUCUGGAUGCUUCUACACCUCUACGACUCCAUCUCGCACGCAUCUACUUUGAAGUGUGUCGAGACCCUCAAAAAGCAAUGGAAAUUCUCGAUGAGAUAUUCGAUAUUCACUCAACGGCCUACAGGUACCCCAUUCUGGGUGGAACUGCUCUCUGGCUGAUGGACAGUCUCCUUGAUACGAUGGCGAACGUUCAGCAGGCACUAUUCCGCCAAUCUCGAGAUCCUGCGUACAAAGCGGAACGAAUUGCUUCAUUGGCUAGCCUCGAUCAACGACCGUUCAUAGUGAACAUUCCACGAACUUCUGUCUCCUGGACCAGUGCUCAUAGAGUGUCACUGGCCUACAUGUAUCUGGUCAUGGGACCCACGGUCAAAUUCCAGGAGACUAUGCAGUCUCUGCUGAAAGACUGUUUCGCUGGUCUUAAUGAUUCUGUUGGAUGGAAUGAUGCAGCGUUUCUCAUUUUGCUAGCACAACUGUUGGGUCUCAUGAGUAAGGCGCUGCAUGGCGACGAGAAACUACGCAGAUAUGCUCGAAUUGUGGGUUCUGCCAUGUUCUCGCGACUAAGUAAAAGCGACGACGGUGAAGAGAAUGCGGUCGAGGAUAAAGUCGCUGUUAAAAGUGAAAGCACGGAUAAAUCUCAGGAGGAGGAGAAGGUCAUCGCAAAGAUAGAUGACCAAACACAAGCCACAGACGAUCAAGAUGAGGACGGGCUAGACAAGACUGUCAACGAGGAAGAAGACGAAACCCCUCCCGAAGACGAAGGUGACUUGGGUCUCGAUGAAGACACCUACUAUGGUUGCGGAGGUUUCUGUAACCCUGAACGCGAGUUUAGGUGGUGGGGAGGUCGCUCGGCCUACCUGUACGUGACCUUUGAGUCAGGUCUCAUCUGCGAGGAAUGUCAGAAUGAAUACGACGCCAUCGAGCUUGGUGAAAAGUCUUUCAAGGGCCGGUACUUUUAUGGCGUUGGUCUGGACAAGAUCAAGCUUCCUAUCGAAGGUUGGCGCGGGGUUAAAGAUGGCAUGAUUAUGUUGGAGGGUGAGGAGUCUGUCGCUGUGGAUGACUUUUUUAAGAAGCUGCAGAAUGAGGUGCUUCCGAAUGCGUGGGAACGUCUUUGGGCUGGUGAGGCAUUUUGA
Molecule: messenger RNA, 4536 nt
Organism: Fusarium venenatum
Lineage: Eukaryota; Fungi; Ascomycota; Sordariomycetes; Hypocreales; Nectriaceae
Molecular function (GO): protein binding
Source: RefSeq, a predicted model, not a curated record